Molecule: messenger RNA, 2860 nt
Organism: Sciurus carolinensis (gray squirrel)
Lineage: Eukaryota; Metazoa; Chordata; Mammalia; Rodentia; Sciuridae
Gene: Cdin1
Product: CDAN1 interacting nuclease 1
Exons: 11
Coding region: 239-1135 (298 amino acids)
Biological process (GO): erythrocyte differentiation
Cellular component (GO): nucleus; cytoplasm
Source: RefSeq, a predicted model, not a curated record
UCGCGUCUACAGCCCGCCCCCGCCGCGGAGGUGCGGGGUGAAGCUUGGGACCCGGCGUGUCUCCGCCUCUUGUGUGCUUCUAGGGUGUGUGCUUCUGGGGGGCGACAACCCAACUAAGGAAGACGAGGACCCUGGGCCGUGCCGCGGUGCGCCCACCCCACAUCUCCCGGCGCCAAGCCUGCUUUCACCCCAGGGUGUUGUUUUCUUGUCCCCGCCACCUCCUGGUCCCAGGCCCAACAUGAUACUGACCAAAGCCCAGUACGACGAGAUAGCCCAGUGCCUAGUGUCUGUACCGCCCACCAGGCAGAGCCUGAGGAAGCUGAAGCAGAGGUUCCCCAGUCAAUCGCAGGCCACUCUGCUGAGCAUCUUCUCCCAGGAGUACCAGAAACAUAUUAAAAGAACACAUGCCAAACAUCAUACUUCAGAAGCAAUUGAAAAUUACUACCAGAGGUACCUGAAUGGAGUGGUGAAAAAUGGAGCUGCCCCAGUGCUCCUGGAGCUGGCCAAUGAGGUGGACUAUGCACCCUCAUUAAUGGCUCGGAUUAUACUGGAGAGGUUUCUACAGGAACGUGAGGAAACUCCACCUUCCAAGUCUGUUAUAAAUAGUAUGCUACGGGACCCUUCUCAGAUUCCAGAUGGAGUUCUAGCAAAUCAGGUCUAUCAGUGCAUCGUGAAUGACUGCUGUUAUGGACCACUGGUGGACUGCAUCAAACACUGCCUUUGUUACCCUUUACUAAAACUUCCCAGUGCCAUUGGUCAUGAGCAUGAAGUCCUGCUGAGAGACUUGCUUCUAGAAAAAAACCUGUCCUUCCUAGAUGAAGAUCAGCUUCGUGCAAAGGGUUAUGACAAAACACCAGACUUUAUUUUACAGGUUCCAGUUGUAAUGCUUUGUCCCUUAGCUGUAGAAGGGCACAUAAUUCACUGGAUUGAAAGCAAAGCCUCAUUUGGUGAUGAAUGUAGCCACCACGCCUACCUGCAUGACCAGUUCUGGAGCUACUGGAAUAGAUUUGGCCCGGGCUUGGUGAUCUAUUGGUAUGGAUUUAUCCAGGAGUUGGACUGCAACCGGGAGAGGGGCAUCCUGCUCAAAGCCUGUUUCCCCACAGACAUUGUCACCUUAUGCCAUAGCACAGCUUGACCCUGAAGAUCCUGGAAGAGAAGCUGGGAGGAAGAGUGAAUCCGGAAGCAAUUUUACUUUCCUGCAGCGUAAACUCCUGGCAACAUCUGCCCUGAACUUCAGCUGAACUCUUGCCGCCGUGGUCUCACCACUACCUCUCUAGACAAACAUAUCAGGAGUUUCUGUUUUCCUUCAUCUCUUGCUGAUGUGAACAGCCAAGAACUACAGACACAACCCACUCAUUAUCAGCAUUUCUGUCUCUGUCAAACAGUUAGUUUAUAGAUAGUCAUAAUCUUUCUUCCUUCCGGAUGGUUUCUCCUUGUGUACUGAACAAAAGAAAGAAUGUGGAGACUGAAAGGUGUGAUUUUUCAAUUCUCCUCCCAGUUACCAAAUCACCUCCUUUUUUUUUUUUUUUUCUCUCCCCUAAGCUUCCAUUCAUCCACUCACAGUUACCCAUCCUUGCCUUACUGUCCUGGAAUAACCUAGCCAAACCUACAAAAGCUGAAGACAAGAAGUCUGAAUUCAAGUUUGGCUCUCACCUGCAGAGCCGCAGCAGACCUAGAUGGGAGCCUGUGCCACAUGCAUAUUCUGCUCAGUCUUUACAAUUUCCUGGCUUCUGUGGAUUUAAGCCAAGCUGCAAAAAUACACUUGAUGAGAAUUUCCUCUUUUGAUAAUGCUUAUUUGAACUCCAAACAUUUUACAUUUAUCUCAUUUAAAAGCAUUGGUUACAUUGUGUCUGGGAGCCACACUCCUUUGGUGUAGAAGCUGAGGGGAGAGGAAUGAAACUCAGGGCCAGCAUUGUCCAGAGUUUAUUUUUAAUCAUGGCUACUCGUCAGUGCUAAGUUAGCCAGAAUUUUAUGAGUAAAAAAAUUUUAAAGCACAUUCUUUACACGGCUUUGCGUCUGCAUUAUAUACUACAUAAUUUUGUAACAAAUAAUUUAGACAUCAGAAGUGUUCAUCUUUGAAUGAAAGAAGUAUACCAGAAAUAAACCUGGAACAGUUUUUAAAUUAGCACAAUAAAGAAUGUUUUGUAUUUGCUCACUUAAAUUUGUUCACCUUUAUAUACUGCAAACCAGACUGGACUCUAAAAACAAAAUAUCACCUAUCUUUUGGGAAAUUAAAAAUCUAUCAAAAAAAUGUAUUUAGUAAAAUAUUUGCCCCCAUGCUUAUAAAACAUAGCUUUUAUAAUGUCAAAUAGGUGAUUUUGGAAAUACUAAUAAAAAUAUAAAUUUUGCAAACACCUUUAUGCUAUACACAUUACUUUGUUCUUCAAAAGACUAAAUUUGGCACUACUACUUAGUUGAUUCUGUACCUAAGAAGGUUUGCAAAACUCUGCUUAUGACUUUUCCUUUCAAAGUAUACAAACACCUGGAGUUUAUAGUGAGGCUUCUACAUGAACCCUCAAGAGAGGAAGAAGACAAUGAUAAAGAGGCAUCAAGCAAACUUGUAUUUCAGUGUAAAAUCUAUCAUGCAAGCUUUGCGAGUAAAUAGAUGAUUUGAGAACACUACCAUACUGCCUUGAUAUGCACACUUGCACACACAUGUACACACACAUUUUAAACAAAAAUAUUCAAACCUGUUAAAAACAGGCUUCAUGGCAUGCUCUAAACUGUUUUUUUACUUGAGGAAUAAAUUAAAUUUAUCUGCACAGAUGUUGAAAAUCCUGUUAAACCCUUGUCAAGGAUUUGUUUGUUUUACAUUAAACAUAUUUAUGAUGAGUGUGCCCAAAUAAAUUAAAAAAUAAAA